UCCGGAUGUUUCUCUCUGUCGAAGUCUGAGAUCUCGGCCAGGAUAUUUAACCUGAUUUCAUGAAUGCAUCUGUAGGAGAGUGUGCACGAGCUUUGGAGUGGAUCGUAUUCUUUGUUUCCAUGCCGACCCCCAGGAUAGUGUGAGUCCGUUGUCUUUGGUGGACUGAAGGCAGAGAGGAAACCAACACUUCUGAGCACUGCGAGAAUGCCUGUGCAUCAGAUAUCGGUUGUGCCUAUCGCCAAGGAGACCGCCAGUAGUAGUCGUAGCUCUAGCAAGACGAGAGACAAGAGUAAAAAGAAUGAGGGUGAGAAGGCACCUGGACGAUCAGGAAGUCGAUCCAGCAAUAUAUCUAAGGCGAGUAGUUCCACACAGGGAGCUGUGCUGAACAGUGUCUCUCAAACAUCAGUUAUACCCUCCUCUCAGGAAAUAUGCAGCUCUAGUGGUCACACUAAACUUGAAGUAGAUGGCUCAGAUCAGACUACACUCGUCAUGCCCAUAAACCCCACCUUCAACUCCGCCCCCAAUGCAAAGCGGCAAGUGAAACGUCGCAUCCGACGACGACGGAGGAGCAGUGGGACCGGGGCAGUUGGGUGUGUCACAGAGUGUGUGGACCAACCGAGAUAUUCACGGUCUCAUAAACAUGUGCACACACACUCAGACUCAUCCUCAGAAGACGAGGAGCGCUGGAGAGAAACUCGCUCAUGGAGCCGUGAAAAAGCAAGACGGAGACGCAGCAGCAGCCGACACAUGCAAGCGCAUUCCUCUGAGACACGAGACGGCACUGAGCUCAUAUCUGUCAACUCAGACGAGGGACAGAAAGAGAACCAGCCGCCACACUGCAAGGAACCCAAUGGCAAGGCCCACAAAAAGUUGUCGUCAAAACGGGAGGAGUGUGGGAGCCAAAACCAGGCAGCCAAUCACAGGAAAAUGAGUGAGCACGGUAGUAGUAGGUGUGGAAGUGAGGAGGAGGAGCCUUUUACGAAGACGUAUGAGGAACGAAGCUCAGCAGAUCCAGAUAUGGCCGUCCCAUCUCCUUAUAAAUGCACAAUAGCCACUAAUCAGAAUGGCACCACUCCACAAGUAUGCACUGAUGAUGAACUAGAGGUGUGCAGGAUCUGUCACUGUGAAGGUGACGAGGAAUGCCCCCUCAUCACUCCCUGUCACUGUACAGGGAGUUUGCGUUUUGUGCACCAGUCAUGUUUGCAUCAGUGGAUCAAGAGCUCCGAUACACGCUGCUGUGAGCUGUGCAAAUAUGACUUCAUCAUGGAAACACAUCUCAAACCUCUGCGCAAGUGGGAGAAGCUACAGAUGUCUACGAGUGAGCGGAGGAAGAUCUUCUGCUCUGUGGCCUUUCACCUGGCGGCCGUAGUGUGUGUCAUCUGGUCUCUCUAUGUUCUGAUUGACCGCACAGCUGAAGAGAUCCGCCAUGGCAAGAACAAUGCGUUGCAGCGUUUGUCCCCUCUCAAUGCCGUAGGGGUGCUGGAGUGGCCGUUCUGGACCAAGUUCAUCGUGGUGGCUGUUGGCUUUGCUGGAGGACUCAUCUUCAUGUACAUUCAGUGCAAAGUCUACCUGCAGCUCUGGAGGAGGCUAAAAGCUUUCAACAGGAUAAUCUUUGUACAGGACUGCCCUGAUACCGCCCGCAACGGAGAUGGCAGGCCGCCCCCCGUCACCCAGAGUAACGGCAAACAUGAGGCAGUGGAGGUUCCUGCACCUCAGACAGAAACAAACACUUUCUGUCCUGUGCCCACAGGAAGUGUAGAGGUGGCCCCGGUUUGACAAUGGGUGGGAAAGACAUGGCUACUUCCUGUCUUUGCUCAGAACUGGGCACGAUGAAUAGUCGGCCCAAAUGGUGAUCUCAAAUGGUGUGUGGCUUACUGCACUACUCUUCAUGGUGCACUUCAGUGGUGAAAGAUUAACUUGAUGGAGUAAGAGAAGUGUAGCCAAGGGCUCCUGGUGUAUCAGAAGUCAUGUGAUUUUACAUACAAAAACAAAAAGCACCUUUUUACAUUUUCACUUUUAUUUAUUUUUGGGAGGAUUCACAGUUCAUCUGCUAAGAAGAUAACAUAAGAAUUUCCUACUGUAUAUAUAUAUAUAUAUAUAUAUACAUACACUGUAUAUAUAUAUAUAUAUAUAUACUUCUUACUGGUCAUAUUUCAUCAGAAUAAGAAAAAUCAUUUUCAACAUGUAUAGCUGAGGUGGUUUAGUUUUUUUCUUAAUUACCAUAACUUCUAAGGAAUUCUCUAUCUGACAUUUAAAUUAGACAGGGGACCAGGGAUAAACUGAGAUGGCGUGACGACAAUAAUUACAGACGUCAGGGAACCAGUCUUGAGAGGAAACCUGAGCAUCAGAUGCGUUGUAAUCCUCUAAAGCUUUGGCUCUCACCUCAACUGACUUGGCACUCUUAGAUCAGGAAUAGAUCUAGAGAAUCAUUAUGCUGAUUUUAUUUAAAGUGUAACUCAAAGGAGUAGUUAAAUUCUUUGAAUGUCCUGAAAGAACCUAAAUGAACCAAAGAUACAAGUGUUGAAAACUAGGAAAGAGACAUGCAUUGGAAGAUAGCUUGUAUACACUGUCGAACUUAGUUUUCAGUAAAGAAUGGUUGUAUAUUGUUGACUUAUUCUGUGACACACAAAGGUAUAUUAUUUUUGACCAAAACAAUAAUGCUAGACCUAUUUUGGUUUAUAGUCUGAUUACAGAUACAGUCGGCAAGGGAGGAACCUCCCACCCAUGGGGGAAAACAAAUCUCAGUUACUAUAGUUAUUAAUUAAUUUCUAUGGGCAAAGAGAAGAAACUGGUGAUUGAGAAAGCCAUUUCUAGAUCUGAAUUAACUAUAUCGAUAGAUACAUUAUAUCCUCCUGAUACUUGAGCGUGACUGCUAUGUGCGUUUUCUAUUUCCCUUUUGUUUGGUUAGUAGCACUUAAUAAACAUGCAAAAUAAUAAUAAUAAUAAUAAUAAUCUACAGCAAAUAAUUUUCCUAAAAAUUGAAUUGAAUUGUGAAAUUAAAAAAAAAUACCAAGCUAUAGAAAGUCAGUUUAUUUAUUUAUAUCAAAUUGUUUAUGUUUCCAGGAAUGUUGGUUAUUCAUGUUUUUGAGACGUUACAGAUAUUACAUGAGAAAUUAGAAUAAUUAAUUCUGAUUCAAAGUAAUGGCCAACAUCAUCCAACCACUGCCAACCAUGCUAAAAUUAUACAUUAUAAAUUCUGAAUCUAAGUACUGAUUACCAUUGUCCCAUGUCUGCCAAACAUGUAGAGUGGUCCAAACAUCAUCUGCAGCCUGAAAUUGAACUUUUGAUUGGAAGUUUGGUUUGAAUGGACUUAGAUGCACAGAGAGCUAUAGGAUACUCCCUUUUUAGUGAAUGACUUAACCUCCAAUGUGCAGUCUGCACUGCUCUCAGAACAGUUCGAAAUGCACCUUAUUUUCAUCCCAACCCCAUAUAAAGCCUCUGAAAGCAAAAAUUGUUCAGCUUUUGGAUGAACCCAUUGAUUCUCAAUGUGAUAAUGCACAGUGAAUAUAGGAUUUCAAAGGGAAAAAAUGCGUUAAAGUACACAUUAGUGUACAUUGUGUUUAGCAGCAUGGCAUUUCGCGAUAAAUCAAAUUUUAAAAAUGGCAUAUCGGAUGAAACUAGAGACUCUAAUCUUUUGACUGAAACAGGUUUCAGUGUAAAAACUUAAUUAGGUUUCUUACCUGAUGUAGUUUUGUUGGCAUUUCUCACAAAGAAAAACUCAGCUGUGGUCAGCGCCUUGUUGUUUGGUCACAUGACUCAGUGCGUGGAAAGUUUAACCCUUAACUGACAGCCCAGAGUCUCCUGAACUGAGAUCAGUCAGUUUAAGUGAAUUUAAAUUAUGCGUGGUGUAUAGCGAAACCAAAAUACAAUGUCCACACAUGUGUACCCAGUGUCACACAAGGAUUAUAUAUAUUGAUCAUCAUCAGCGAACUGUUCUAACAGCUAAUUUUGAUUAUAUGAAUACAACAUUAGGACAUUAGAUCAUACAUGGCAAAACUUGAAGUAGGGAAUGCAGUGUUUUCUGUCAGUGGAACAAAGUCCUUUUCUCACAUUUACUUAUCUAAUUUAUUAAUAAUUCAUUUAUUUUACCUGUUAUAUGCAAACUAAAGUCUGCUGCAAACAUGACAAUCUUAGAUGUAUGAUUCCACAAGCAUCACUUAGCAUCUUGUCACUGAAUUAUUUGUAUUCACUGUAUUCUUUAUUCAGCUGGCUGUCGAAAUGAAAAUACUCUCUAGUGUUAAAAAAAUACUUUUUGGCAACUUUUCAUUUUUUUAAAUAUAGUAAAAUCUAUCAAAAACUUCUCUUGAACAGGUAAUUUUGGUAACUGGAACUUGUUUCACCCAUGUUAAACCACGCCAAUCUGAGUAAGUGAUGUGUUACUGACUGUCUCUUUGCGGUUAUUUUUUCAUUUUG
Molecule: messenger RNA, 4413 nt
Organism: Myxocyprinus asiaticus (Chinese sucker)
Lineage: Eukaryota; Metazoa; Chordata; Actinopteri; Cypriniformes; Catostomidae
Gene: marchf1
Product: membrane-associated ring finger (C3HC4) 1
Exons: 7
Coding region: 205-1776 (523 amino acids)
Biological process (GO): antigen processing and presentation of peptide antigen via MHC class II; protein polyubiquitination; immune response
Cellular component (GO): early endosome membrane; cytoplasm; late endosome membrane
Molecular function (GO): zinc ion binding; MHC protein binding; ubiquitin protein ligase activity
Source: RefSeq, a predicted model, not a curated record